GGUUCCGGGAACCCGCUGGGGCGGGGCGAGAAAGCAGGCGGCCGCACUGGUCGCUGAGACUCUGGCAGCCCCACGAAUCUGUGCUUCCGUCGGUCCAUUCGUCCUUCUGUCCGCCCAGCCAUGGCUCCGCGGGUCCCGGCACGAACGACCCUGUUGCUGCUGCUGCUGCUGCUGUUACCGCCGCCUCCGGGUGCCCAUGGCGAGGUGUGCAUGACUGCUCCAGGAGACAACCUAUUUCCUGAGUCCUGUCCUGAUUUCUGCUGUGGUUCCUGUUUCGACCAAUACUGUUGUUCUGAUGUGCUAAAGAAAUUCAAGUGGAAUGAGGAAAUGUGUGCUGUACCUGAGACCAGAAUUAAACUGAUGCAGUGGUGCAGGCCCGUAAUCCCAGUGACUCGGAAGCCUGGAGACAGGAGGAUUGCAAGUUCGAGUGUACCCAUCUACACAGAGCCACUGGAACAGCUGGGCUCGGCGCUGAGGUUUCGAUCUGGCUUUGACAGCGACCCCAUGUCAGGGUUUGGAGCAACUGUAGCCAUUGGCCUCACCAUCUUUGUGCUCUCUGUUGUCACCAUCAUCAUCUGCUUCACCUGCUCCUGCUGCUGUUUGUACAAGAUGUGCCGCCGACCACGUCCGGUCGUGACCACCACCACUACUGCCACCACUGUGGUGCACGCCCCUUACCCUCAGCCUCCCAGUAUGCCCCCCAGCUAUCCUGGACCGACGUACCAGGGCUACCAUCCCAUGCCUCCCCAGCCAGGGAUGCCAGCAGCACCCUACCCGACCCAAUACCCACCACCCUAUCCGGCCCAGCCCAUGGGCCCACCGGCCUACCAUGAGACCUUGGCUGGUGCAGCUGUGCCAUACCCUACCAACCAGCCGCCUUAUAACCCGGCCUACAUGGAUCCCCCAAAGGCAGCCCCCUGAGUGUGCCUCUGGCUGACACUUGAUUAUGUUGUGUGAGUGGUAUGCAGGCACAGUUCUUUACUGCCCUGUGUGUGGUGUGUGUGUCCUGUCUAGACACGUGACUUCCUCUGAUACUGACCAGGUAGGAAACAAUCCUUGCCAGAGUGGACUGGGACCAAACUUUUGCUUCCCCACUUGAAAUCAUGCUUCCUGAAAUCUCAAGCACAUUUGAAAAAUGGGGUGGGAGGUCUUUUCGACUCACCCCAGGGUUACCAGGUACAGUCUGUCACAUUAUGAUUGCCAUGGGCACCAUGGCCAUGUGUCCUGGUUUUAGGAGUGGCCAAUUGCUGCUCAAAAUCAUGGCUUGUUCCCAGGGUUUGGGGUGCCCUUUGCUGAGCCUGUGCCAUGAAACAGGCAAGUAGACAAAGUAGGGAUCUGGCUGAGGCUUAGUGCUUGGGGUAGAUGUCCUGUUGCUCCCUGGAAUGGGUGCCAUAGUCAGUGGAGGUGGUCAGCUCCUGAUGUCAACACAACUUAGUCACAGCCCCACCUACCUGACAACUGACUGUCCUUGCAUCCUUCCUGGAGGACCACAUCCACUCAUGAUCCCCACCACACAUGGGGAAUCUUUCCUGCCCUUGCCGCUUGGCCCUUCCCACAGGUGGACAAGGGGGCCUGUCCACCAACACACUCAGGUCUCCUCCCUGCGGUGUUUUUUACUUUUAGCCAAACCUUUUGCUUGUUUUCUGUUUUAAAAUGUGUGAAGCUGAAUGUAUGGAGAGAAAUUGACCCACUGAAGAGAGGGACAACCUGACCUCUGAAACUCUGUUUUCCCCUGAUACCAGCCUCAUAAGACUAUCAACUUGUGUGUCCCAGUCCACAGUUGUGCUGGCAGCAGGGACACCUGGGCCAAGGGGCCAUCUGGACCAAAGGUGGGGGUGGGGGCCCGGGUGGCAGCUGUGGCCCAGACACAAAUACCUCGGUGUUCCCUGCCCUGUUAAUGUUCGACCAGCUCUGUUUUAGCUUUGAAUCUGUUGAUAUGUUUCUGAGAGUCUAGGGUCUGCACACUUGUUUAUAAUAAAAGGAAAUAUUCAGA
Molecule: messenger RNA, 1993 nt
Organism: Sciurus carolinensis (gray squirrel)
Lineage: Eukaryota; Metazoa; Chordata; Mammalia; Rodentia; Sciuridae
Gene: Shisa5
Product: shisa family member 5
Exons: 7
Coding region: 121-921 (266 amino acids)
Biological process (GO): positive regulation of canonical NF-kappaB signal transduction
Cellular component (GO): endoplasmic reticulum
Source: RefSeq, a predicted model, not a curated record